AAAGCAACCCGGAAAUGGGAGACGGUGUAUCAUUUCAGCGUGUCGAGUUUAGUCCUUGGUCUUAAAAAUGGCCGAAGACGGAAGUGAGACCGCGCCAUCUCGCGUCCUGAGAAUCAGCCAGCUGGAUGCGUUCGAGCUGGACGACGCCCUGGAGCAGCUCGUCUGGACGCAGUUCUCGCGCUGCUUCCAGCAUUUUAAACCGGGCCUGCUGACCCGCGUGGAGCCGGAGCUCAAAGCUCUGCUGCAGCUCCUCGUAUGGAGGUUCACCGUGUAUUCCCAGAGCGCCACCGUGGGCCAGGCGCUCCUCAACAUCCGCUACCACAACACGCUUAUCGCCGGACAGAAAUACAGAUCCCUGAGCAGGAAGCAGAAACUGUGGUACGCUUUGCUCACGGUGGGCGAGAAGUGGUUGAAGGAACGGUCUCACAGCUUGUUUCUCAGCCAUGGAGCGCAGCCGGGCCUCCAGAAAGCACGGCAAGCCCUAGCGUUCCUUAGCAGCGCGGUUAAACUGGCUAGCCUGCUCAACUUCAUGCUCUUUCUCCAAAGCGGGACGUUCCCCACCCUUACGGAGAGGACGCUCGGAGUGAGGCCGGUAUUCGUCCGGGAUCAGGGCGCCCGCGGAAUCAACUUCCAGUACAUGAACCGGGAGCUGCUGUGGCACGGCUUUGCAGAGUUCCUCAUCUUUCUGCUGCCGCUGAUCAACGUGUGGAAGCUGAAGACCCGCGUGUCGGCACUGUUCUCCUCCUCCGAUCAUUCAAGCCAGGAGGCGGAGUCUGCCGGACGCUCAGAGUGCGGGAUUUGCUCUGAGUGGCCCGUCAUGCCGCACCGCAUAGGGUGCAGCCACGUCUUCUGCUACUACUGCAUCAAAAGCCAUACGGCCGCCGACGUCUUCUUUACGUGUCCCAUAUGUGGCGCCGAGGUCUCCGCCGUACAGCCAGUCAAAUUUCAAAUAGAAAUGGCGCACAUGCAGCAAACAUGAUGAUGAUUAUUAUUAUUUAUUACAUAUUUUUUUCAGUAAUUGUUUAUUUGAUUUCUUUUUUUCUUCACAACAAGUCGUCGACGGUAACCAUAUCCUGAACUUGUGUUUGAAUCCCCGGAGACGUCGCUGAUGAAAGACACCAGCUUGUGCCUUUUUGUCGGCAUGAAAUAUGCAAGGAAAGGCCGACGUGAGAGACGAACUCGAUGAUGCUUAGUUUCAAAUUAAAACGAUUUCAGUGGCUAAUUUAUUCCUGCUCAUUAAAGUUUGAUGGGGGACUCGGGUAUCAGAGGUCCACUUUUCCUCUCCAGCGUUUGCAGACGGCGCAAAUGAAUAAACAUCAAAACAGCUUGAGCGCCUGCACGUUUGCGUCCCCGGUGAAGUGUGAAAUUUGCACAAGAUCAAGGAGAGGCCAUGAUGGGAUGGGAUGUGGGAUGCAGGGUGUGUGUGUGUGUGUGAAAGGGGGAGUAUUUUUGGGUGUAUGGAUUGACGGCGUAAUCUCCUUGGCCUUCUUAAGACGCCAGUAAACUGUAACCAACCCUAGUAGGUCUGUGCUUUUUUUUUUUUUUUUUUCCCCUUUAACCCAUACCAUGCACUAAUCCCAAUAAUAACAGCAAAGACGGUUAUUUAUUCUGGCGUUAACCUUCUCCAAUGAGCCAUGCCUCCAGCAAAAUGCACCCAAGUGGGCUCAGGCCUGCUGGAAACUCCCACCUUGUUUUGAUCGCAUGGCCUUAAUUGCUGAUUUCGGAGGCAAUCAAUCACGACUCCGGGCGGGAAGGAGCCCGUGGUCUGUUUUGUGCAUCUUUUGAAAUUAUUCUCCUGAAGUUCCUCGACAAAGAGAGCGCCGAAGUCUUGCUUUGAGCUUGUUAUGCUAAUGCGCGAACGCCAAACACGACACUGCAGCCUUUGUUUUCAUUCAGGAUUAAAAGAUUUCCACUGAAAUGUCUUCUCCCAUCAUUUCCAAACACAUCCACCAAAAAAAAAAAAACUCGUAGGGAAUAAAUAAAAUAAAAAUAAAAAAGAAUAAUAAAAAAAGUGAUAUACAGUAUAUUCUUACUGCAGGUUUGUCUCAGCAACGCACGCGGCUAUGUUUUAACAAACGGGAAAGGUUUGACUGUAACGCGCGCUCGUCGCUGCGUACAUUACGUUAAUGCGCAUUUAUGCAGCCCGGACGUGAAAGGAUUACUGUAAUUCAACACUCAUAAUGAUGAAUCACAAAUGUCUUUGACAUUUCGCUUUCUUUUCAGCGCAGGAUGUACACAUGCCGCUUGACUUCCUUCCUCUUUUUUUUUCUUUUCUUCCUUCCUCUUUCUUUUUAUUUUCUCUCGGAUACUUGUAUAAUACCUGAUUACACAAUGAUAGCUCUUUUUAAGUUGGGUAAGUGUGUGUUGUGUGGGUGAGGAUCCUGCAGGUGAGACUGGGAGAAGUAGUGAGUAAGACAUGGGGGCGUCAGAACUCAGGAUAAAUCCGUGCAGAUCGGCUUUUAUUCGUGCACAUUUUUGUUUUAAAAUUUAAUGCCCUGUUGGGGCAAAAAAAGUUUCUUGUCAGUUCUUUAGGUUCUCAAAGUAGCUUUCUAAGUUUAAUGGCACUGUUGAAAAUCCUAACCUUCCCACACCAAAG
Clarias gariepinus (North African catfish) is the source of this 2596-nucleotide messenger RNA. It is a transcript of the gene pex2, whose product is annotated as peroxisomal biogenesis factor 2. Gene Ontology annotation, molecular function: zinc ion binding. Bases 68 to 979 code for a protein of 303 amino acids. Gene Ontology annotation, biological process: protein import into peroxisome matrix. The record is from RefSeq and is a predicted model, not a curated record. Lineage: Eukaryota; Metazoa; Chordata; Actinopteri; Siluriformes; Clariidae. Gene Ontology annotation, cellular component: peroxisomal membrane. The transcript is spliced from 2 exons.